AUGGAAAAUUAUGACACUAUGAUGUAUGGCAAACCUAGUGAUUAUGUUGAAUAUGAUCCAUCUAAGUUUAAAAAGAAUCCCCAUGCUGAUUUCAAGAAACCAAUGAGUUUUGUCAAAAAUGAAAAUAUUCAAAAUAAAUCAGCAGAUAAGUCCGAUCAGAUAAAUGAAACCGUAGUAUAUACAGAAGCCGAAACUGAAACGAAAACGGAACCAGUUAGCGAACCCGCAGAGGAGAUGAAGGAAAGUUCACCAAAUUCUGAUUCUGUUAAAAAUACUAACUGUUCUAGUUUGUGUGCAGAGUCAGUAAGAACUGAAGAGAAGUCUAAAGAGGAUGAUGAAUCACAUCGAAGUGCUGCUGAUAAUGUUAUUUCUAAUAAAAAUGGCCUUUAUGCUUGGAACUAUGUUUUUUCUUAUUUUGCUGAGGCUCAUGGUGUUCCGACUAAAACUGAUGAAUCUGGUGCUGUGAUUUUAGAUCGUGAUGAAAAUGUUUUCACAAGGAAACCUGAUGUAUCGACUGAUAAACUUGAUACCUGUGUUUCAAGUGACUCAGAAAUCAUUCCUGCUGAUUCGGACAACUAUUUUAGUAUGCCUGAAACAUCAACUGAUACAUCAGAGACGCAUGAUCAGGAGAAAAAUGAGAAAAUUGAUAUGUUUGAUUGUGUUAGUAAAGAAAUCGAUGAACAGGGAUCAUCUGACGCACCUGACAUUCAAGCUGCAGAUUCUGGCACAUCAGAUAAUGAUUGUAGCACUUCUGAGAAUUCUGAAUGUGACAAACACUCAGAACCAAGUAGUGCAACGCCCGAAGAGAGUCAAACAGUUUCAAACAUAGAUUGCUCUUCGUGUGGGAAACCAGAAUCAGCUGAUGCCAGAAACUCAGAGGUUGAUGAAGCUGAAGAAGAGAUAUUCAUAGAAACCAAUUCUGAGGAAACUCAUGAGAUCUUGGAGCCUGAAGAAAAUGGAUCCACAGAAAUCAAUUCAACAGUUGAUUCAAUUGAUGAAACUGAAGAAGAGAUAUCUGUGGAAACCAAUUCUGCAAAAACUCCUGAGAACAUAGUUUCUGAGGAAAAGGAAUCUGUGGAAGUCAAUUCAACAGAUGAUUCAACUCUCGAUCCCAAAGGAUCGGAUUCGGAAGAAAGCAUUUCAAAUAAAGCAAAGUCUACCGAAUCUGCUCCUUCAAAGAAGAAAUGA
Molecule: messenger RNA, 1188 nt
Organism: Helianthus annuus (common sunflower)
Lineage: Eukaryota; Viridiplantae; Streptophyta; Magnoliopsida; Asterales; Asteraceae
Product: papilin-like
Exons: 1
Coding region: 1-1188 (395 amino acids)
Source: RefSeq, a predicted model, not a curated record